UUUUCUUUCAUCUUCUCGCGAACCAAAACAGAACGAAUGUUUGAAAACAAACAAACCCAAACAGAAAUCCGCAUCCUAAACCUGUGAAAUUUUAAUAAGUUUGGAAGCAAUGAGCAUAUCAAAUACCGCAAUUCAAAAAGAGGCCGAAGUCGCUAAAAAUGUGGAAGACUCUGCCGCUGAACAUCAAGCCAUCGCCGUCCAACCAGCGGAGAAGAGUAAAGCGGACUCGGACAAAAUCAGCGAAUCUCUAAUUACACAGGAUCCAUCCCUUAUGAGCGAUAUAGUGCGAGCCUUUAGCGCUGCCGGUAUCCCGCUGACGAGGAUGAACAUUCCGGGCCUGCUGGAAUAUAUGCGGGCCAACUUGGACGAUCCGGCGGCACCAUCAUGCGGCGAGCAGCUCAAGGAGUGCUAUCAUCGGUUCAUAAACGAGGAACUUGAUUCGCCACCGUUUUGUUCGGUGACAGAUUGCAGCACUUCCUUCGCGGAUAGACGAACUAUAUUCAGCUUUCCGGACUGCAAGGAGUCGAUCAAACUUUGGAAGCAAGCUCUCCGCUUAAAAUAUCGAGGCCGUCUCAGCCGAGGCCGACUCAACCGAGGCGGAGGGGUUUGUGAGUUACAUUUUGACGAAGAUUUUCUGAUACGCGAAGCGGAUAAAUCUCGAGUAACACUGAUGCCUGGGGCAGUCCCAAAAAACUCGAAGGAACAACCGUCGAUCGAUACACCGGACAAUAACCAUUGCCGAAUGUGCGGCACAUCGAUAAAGUAUUACAUGCAGCACACCGUUACUGAGCUGCAAACGGAUCAGCAUCUGAGACCGGUCCUGGACUUGUGCCUGGAGCUCAACGACUCCAUACAUCAACUGCUUCCGGUGACGGUUUGUGAUGGAUGCGCCAACAUGAUCCAGUUCAUCGGAGGAUUCGCCAAGAAUUGCUGGGAUGCCCAGCAAAAGCUACUACAGCGCUAUGCCGGCGUGGCAGGCCGAAAAGUUGAGCCAUGGAACAGGGUGUACCAGUAUGUGGAGAAUGAAGAGGUAAUCCAAGCAGAAGCAUCGAAAGAAUCUAAUCCUUCUGAGGUUCUAAAGAUUACUGAGGAGCAACUCAUCACCGAAAGCUCGAACGGUACUGAAAGUGCACGUGUCGUAGAAGCACCAAUCGAAACUUGCUCCAUUGAAACCCAGAUUAUCGAGGACAAAGAAACACCGAAACCUAUCUUGGUGAAAGAGGAACCGUUAGAGAAGAAAAUCCCAGUCAUCAUUGCAGCAAGCAACGAUGAAAAUGAUGAUCGCGAAUUGAACAAACAAGAUCCACCGCCAGAGAAAAAGCCUCGUCGAAGCAAGGAAGCAGAUUCUAAUACUUCCAGCGAACAAGUUGAAAAGUUCACAUGCAAAAUAUGUCUACAUCAGUUCAACAAACAAACGGAGCUCGUCAUACACAAUCGGAAGCACGUUCGCGAGCAGAGAGACGUGAAACCGGAUGUACUGCUCAGCGGGUGGUUCCUCGACGCCAUUAAGUGUCUCCAGUGCAGGAAGACGUUUCCAACAUCGGAAGAGCUGAAGGCCCACACGAGCAAGGAGCACAAAUGCGACGCGUACUGUCCGAUAUGCGGCAUGAGGUUCAGAAACAACGAUGUUCUGGAGCAACACAGGAAACGUGCCAAGCGGUGCUUGAAAAAUCCAGACGAACCUAGCAAGACCCGAUAAACCCGGAACGAACAUUCCCAUUUGCAUUUACAUUCCCCAUGUAUGGCUAAGUUCUCAUAUCUUCCAUUGGUAUCAAACUUUGGCCAUCGUUUUCUACCUUAGCGCGAUGUUACGGAAGUUUUAUUAGCAAAUAAAUCGAAAAGUCUUCUACUCA
Messenger RNA from Aedes aegypti (yellow fever mosquito), 1853 nucleotides. RefSeq lists its product as uncharacterized. The transcript has 4 exons. The record is from RefSeq and is a predicted model, not a curated record. The coding region runs from base 110 to 1699 and encodes 529 amino acids. Gene Ontology annotation, molecular function: zinc ion binding; RNA polymerase II transcription regulatory region sequence-specific DNA binding; DNA-binding transcription factor activity, RNA polymerase II-specific. Gene Ontology annotation, cellular component: nucleus. Lineage: Eukaryota; Metazoa; Arthropoda; Insecta; Diptera; Culicidae. Gene Ontology annotation, biological process: regulation of transcription by RNA polymerase II.